This is a messenger RNA of Anarrhichthys ocellatus (wolf-eel), 1014 nucleotides long. RefSeq names its product monocarboxylate transporter 12-B-like. The record is from RefSeq and is a predicted model, not a curated record. Gene Ontology annotation, biological process: creatine transmembrane transport. The coding region runs from base 85 to 1014 and encodes 309 amino acids. The transcript has 4 exons. Lineage: Eukaryota; Metazoa; Chordata; Actinopteri; Perciformes; Anarhichadidae. Gene Ontology annotation, molecular function: transmembrane transporter activity.
CAGACAACAGGAGACGUGUCACUGUUACAUAACACCUGUGUGCUGCUGACUCAGCGCUGACCAUCGCUCCUCACUGAUUGGUCGAUGAUGUCACUUCCUGUCUGCAGGUGCAUCUCCAUCUUCUUCGUGGAGUUUCAGGCUCAUUUUGGAGCCGACUACGCUGCGACGGCCUGGAUCCACAGCCUGGUGGACUGCACCACCAUGCUCUGUGCUCCGGUCGGCAGCCUGGUUGGUAACCGUUGGUCCUGCCGGGUGGCCGUGAUGCUCGGUGGACUCCUGUCCUCCGUUGGACUCCUCCUCAGCUCCUUCACCACCAGUCUGGAGCUCCUCUACCUCACGUUGGGAGUCCUGACAGGUCUGGGCUUUGCCCUCUGUUACACCCCGGCUAUCGCCAUGGUGGGCUGUUACUUCCACCACCGGAGGGCGCUGGCAUUCGGUAUCGCCAUGUCGGGCAGCGGGAUCGGGACCUUCGUUCUGGCGCCGGCGGUGCAGAUGCUCAUCGAGUUGUACUCGUGGAGAGGAGCGCUGCUCGUCCUCGGCGCCUUCGUCGCUAACCUGUGUGUCUGCGGGGCGCUGCUCCGACCAAUCAGACUGCGGGAGGGCGAAGGGGAGGAGGAGGAGAGAGAGGAGGCGGAGUCAGUGGGGGAGGAGAAACUUGGUGGUCUCGUCUCGUCAAAGGACGCCGAGCUCGCAGUCACACUCCCCAAAGAGCCGUCGGUGCCCCUGCCGCUGAUGCCGGGAAACCCCGCCCUUCAGCUGCCGAGGAGGCGGUGCUUCAGCUCCUGCUUCCUGUCCAUUAAGGAGUACCGCUUCCUGCUGCUGCCGGACUUCCUGGGCCUGGCCGUGUCCUUCCUGUUCCUGGCCAGCGGCUGCAGCCUCCCCUUCGUCUACCUGGUGCCGUACGCUCUGAGCGUCGGGGUCCGCCACCAGCAGGCCGCCUUCCUCAUGUCCAUCCUGGGUGUCCUCGACAUCGUGGGGAACAUCACCUUCGGCUGGCUGACAGACCGGAGGUAA